CCGCAUAAAGUAGGCGAGAAAUCCCACGGGCCCCGAGUCAGUGGUGACCCUAAGCGCUUUCGUUUACAGUAUUCCGAAAAUUCCUACCGUUUCACGGUUACAGAUCCAUGCAGUAGUCGAUUGUAAUCAGGAUUGCGACGAUCAAUUUGAAAGCGUCGGGUUUCAAACAGUUGGACGAGCGUUUAAUAAACAAUGGGUUUGGUCGCAACGCGAGUGUGGGAUUUCCUUGAAUUAUCUUCAAGAAAUUAUGGAGUCUACAAAAGUGAAGAAAAGGAAAAAAAUAUUCAAAAAAUGUAAAAGCCAACAAAAUAGCUCUAAUGUAAUAGAACAGAACACACAAAUACCUGACUGUUCAGGUGAAGGAGAUAAUGAAUUCGAUAAUUCCUUGUUUCAAUAUUUAAGAUAUUCUUAUGAGAAUGAAAAAAGUAGACAAAGAAAACAUAAAAAAAGUAAGAAAAACAAACACAAAGUUCCAAUGAGUAAACCUAAACAGACAGAGAAAGCAGAACUGGAUCACAAUAAAGCAUCAAAUGAGCAUCAGCCCUAUAAAAAGACAAAGAAGAAGAACAGCUCCUUUGACUGGUGCAUCACACCAUCUGUGAAGUUUGAUAACACGACUUUUGAACAUAUAAGUAGAAAAAGGCAAAUCAGAUCCUUUGAAGAUUUUGAAAACAUUAUUUGUGAACAGCAGAAAAAACACAAGCUCCCACAUCAUUCACUGUCAAAGAAAGACCACAGUGACAAAGAGACAGACCAGAAAAAUAACAAUCAGGUAUCACCAGUGUGCAAAAUAAAUCCAAACAAAACAACAGCUGUAUUUGACAGGUCAGAUUCUUGUAUUGAUAAAUAUAUGUUGCACUCUAGAAAUAAAAUAAAAUUAUCUAGAAAAGGGUGUACAGUGCACGAAGACUGCUGUUCGUAUAAUAAACCUCUGCCAUGCUCGACUCCAGAGAUACGGACUAAAUCAUUCAACACUAAUGACGAGAAGAGCUUAAAGGAAACAAAAUCUGAAACAGAAAUAAUACAUGAAAUUAAUGAAGACAUGUUUAACAGCCAAGACCUCUUUAUUACACAAAAGAAUUUUCAGCCUGUAAUUGUGUCUAGUGGGGAGAGUGACUUUGCUUUACGUGUAAAAAGAGACCAUCAACGGUACAUGGAAAGAGAAGAACCUGAAAAGCAAAGUAUGGCAUCAGUAUUAAGUACACCGAUGUCACCUUAUAUACAGAGAUUUAAAAAUUGUCAUCACAUCUGCAAUAAUGAAAUGAAGACACAUGCUGAUAAAGCUACACAAACUGAUAUAUCUAUUGACUUGAGUUCAAUGACUAUGUCUUCCAAACUUUGCAAGUAUUUAUCAAAGGCUAAAUGUAAGGAGAUUCCAGUUGAUUUUAGUUUGCCAUCACGAGUAAGAGCAAAUAUCCCCAAUACAGAUGAAUUCUUUUCUACCAAGGAAAUGUGCAGAAAUUUCAGGGCUUCUCCUUCUGUAUCAGGUCCUGAAAGCCAGUAUACUGAAUCAGAUAAAAUCAGUGGGUUGACAUCUGAGGGUGGAAAUAAAACUUUUUCCCAAAGCACUUAUGGUGGUACACAGUUAAAAAAAUCUGAAGAAGGAAAAUAUAAACAAAUGCAUUUAAAUAAAUCUUAUUUUUUUAAAGUGAAAAAUGAAACGGAGUGUGUAGACCCAAACUCUCCACUAAGAAGGUUGAUGAUGCUGCCUGAUAAAAGAGUAAACAACAGAAAAACUACUUAACAUGAAAUAAUUUAAGGCUAAAUUAUAACGUUAACACAAAGGCAGCCUUCACUGAAAAGCAUUUUAUAAACUAGAAAAUUGUUGAAAACCAGUUUGAGUUAUUAAGGAAGAUUUUUGCACGUUGUUAAUAAUACAUACUUUGUAUGUUCUGUGUACACAUUAUCUACCAAUAACUGCAUUCAUUAUAUUCACUUAUUCAGUAUAUAACAGUUCACAUGUCAUUUCAUAU
This is a messenger RNA of Polypterus senegalus (gray bichir), 1973 nucleotides long. RefSeq lists its product as uncharacterized. The record is from RefSeq and is a predicted model, not a curated record. The transcript has 2 exons. NCBI's taxonomy places the organism in Eukaryota, Metazoa, Chordata, Cladistia, Polypteriformes, Polypteridae. The coding region runs from base 248 to 1744 and encodes 498 amino acids.